AUAGUCGGAACUUAAUAACUGUAUGAAGUUAUAUAUGAAUAUAAUUCCAUUUAGGAAAAUUUUAAAACGUGGAAACUUUGAUAUAAAAUGUAAAAACAUAAUAAUAAACAUGCUGUCAGAUAAUUGAAUUAACAUCGGGUAUAUAAAACACAAUUCUUAUUUGAGUGGACAAAGUAAGAGGAGGAGGAGUAGAACGAGUACUAUAAAUAUACUGAUGAUGGUUUUUCCUUGACAUAAGUUAUAUGGUGGUCUAAGUAUUUUACCAAAAAAUAUAAACAAAAAUCGAUCAUAAUUAAAAAAGAAAAUGGCGGAAAAUGUCAGAGUUAUUGUAAGAUGUCGCCCAAUGAAUCAAAAAGAGAAGACAUUAAAUUGUAAGAAUAUUGUUGAAAUAGAUAAUGGAACUGUUAAUUUAAAUAAUCCAAAUGAUAAAUUGGCACCAUCAAAAACAUUUAAAUUUGAUAAUACAUACGAUGAAAAUAAUACAACUGAAUUAAUUUAUAAUGAUAUGUGUUAUAAUCUUGUUGAAAAUGUAUUAGAAGGAUAUAAUGGAACAAUAUUUGCAUAUGGACAAACUGGCUGUGGUAAAUCACAUACAAUGCAAGGGGAAAUUAAUUUAGUUAAUAAUAACGAUAAUAAUAAUAAUAAUAAUAAUAAUAAUAAUAAUAAUAAUAAUAAUAAUAAUAAUAACCAACAUGGUAUAAUACCACGUUCAUUUGAUCAUAUAUUUGAAGCAAUUAGUGUUGCUAGUGCCAAACGUUAUUUAGUUUUAGUAAGUUAUUUAGAAAUUUAUAAUGAAACAAUACGUGAUUUAUUAAAAAUAAAUAAUAAUUUUGAUAAUAAUAAUCAUAAUAGUUUACAAUUAAAAGAAAUACCUGGUGAAGGUAUUAUUGUUACAAAUUUAUCAACGCAUACAGUACAUAAUUCUAAAGAAUGUGAUGAAUUACUAAAAAUUGGUACAAAAAAUCGUGUUAUUGGUUCAACAUUAAUGAAUUCAAAUAGUUCAAGAUCACAUUCAAUAUUUACAAUUAGUUUAGAACAAAUCGAUAGUGAAUUAGUUGAACAAAUUAAUAAUGAUAAUAAUAAUAAUAAUAAUAAUAACAUAAAUAAUGAGAAUAAUAAUGAUAAUAUUAAUAAUUAUGAUGAUAAUCAAGAAAGUCAUCAAAUAUUAUCGACAACAACAAUUAGAAAAGGUAAAUUAAAUUUAGUUGAUUUAGCUGGUUCAGAACGUCAAAAUAAAACUGGUGCUAGUGGUGAUCGUUUAAAAGAAGCAACAAAAAUUAAUUUAUCUUUAUCAGCAUUAGGCAAUGUUAUAUCAGCUUUAGUUGAUGGUAAAACAAAACAUAUACCAUAUCGGGAUUCAAAAUUAACAAGAUUAUUACAAGACUCAUUAGGUGGCAACACAAAAACAUUAAUGAUUGCAUGCAUUUCACCGGCGGAUUACAAUUAUGAUGAAACAUUAUCAACAUUACGUUAUGCAAAUCGAGCUAAAAAUAUCCAUAAUCAACCAAAAAUUAAUGAAGAUCCUAAAGAUGCAAAAUUACGAGAAUAUCAAGAAGAAAUUAAUAAAUUGCGGAAUAUAUUAGAAACAAAUCAAUUAACAUCAUCAUUAUUACUUAAUAAUAUAAAUAAUAAUAAUGACAAUAUUGAUAAUAAUAAUCAUAAAGAAUUAAUUGAAAUUGAAAAAAAUAAAUUGAAAUUAAAAUAUGAAGAAGAAGCUGAACGUUUACGUAAAGAAUCGGAAUUACAACAAAAAGAAAAAGAAGAUAUAUUACAUGAUAUGGAAUUAUUAAAAUUACAUUACAAAAAUCAAUUAAAAGAUUUACAAAGUAAUUUACAUAUUAAUAAUAAUAAUAAUACGAGUAAUAAUAAUAAUAAUAAUAAUAAUAAUAAUAAUAAUGAAAAUAAUGAUAAUAAUGAAUUAACAAUAUUAAACUCAAAUAAUAAUAAUAAUAAAAUUACACAAGAAGAAGUAAUUAAUCGUAUUAAAAUAAUUAAAAAUGCUUUAAUUGGAGGUGAAAGAUCCAAUGAUAUUGAAUUAAAAGAAAAACGUAAUAAAAAGAAAAAAGCAGUUGAACGUCGUUUAAGUGCAUUAGCACAUGCACUAAGUCGCGUAGAACAAAUAUCUGAUCGAGAUUUAUUACAGGAACAUUAUACUGAUAUACAACAAGAAUUAAAAAUUAAAAGUGAUACGUUAAAAUUAUAUCGUCAACAAAUUAAAAGUUUAGAACGUGAAGUAACUGAUCUACAAGCGGAAUUUCAAUUAGAUCGUGCUGAUUAUUUAGAAACAAUCCGUAGAUUAGAAAGAAAUUUAAAAUUUUAUCAGCAAUUAUUUGAAAAAGCAUUACCAAUCUUAAGAAAGGAUGGUAAAUAUUGGGACCCAACACAAAUACAAAAUGAAUCAAUAUGGAAUGAUGAUUUACAAAUGUGGAAAUUACCAGAAUAUAAUAUGGCACAUUUUAAAUUACCACCGGCUACCUUAUCAAUUAAUCAAUAUGAACAACCAAUGAUUUUAACAAUACAAAAUGAUGAUAAUGAGGAUAGCGAUGACAAUGACAUUUGUAAAUCAUAUUUUCGUUCAAAACGUUCAUCAGCCGCUAUAAUUAGAGAUAGUCAAAGAAAAGGAUCAAAGAAUUGGAAAGAUAUUACAAAAAAAAAUAUGAAAAAUUUACAAACAAAUCAAAAUGGUUUAACAACAAAUUGGUUAAAUUAUAGUAAUAUUAAUAAAAAUGACAAUAAUAAUAGUGUAUUAGCAUCAUGGUUACCACCAAAUCGAAUGUCAGUUAGUAAAACAUGGUAUGAUUUGUCAAGAUUAUCAGCAAAAUCAUCAUCAGCAUCAAUAUCGUUAGCAGCUGGUGAUAAAACAAUUGGUACAAAUACAAAUAACGGAUUAUUAAAUAUAAAUAAUGGAAUUAAUUAUAACACAAAUGAUAAUAAUACAAAUGAUUAUCAACAUCAACAAUUUUUACAACAUAAUCAAUCAAAUGAGAUAAAAUUUAACCAAAGACAAUAUAUAUCGGAUUCCGAGGAUAUUAUUGAUAUAAUUAACCGAAAAAAUCAUCAUAUAAGAUCACCAAAAUUUACAUGAUUUUUUUUUGAUAAUAAUUACUGCAUAAUUACAAUAUUAUAAACAUGUUGUGUGCGAGAGAUGUAGUUCUUUACAAAUGUAUUUAUAAUAAUUUCAGCAAUCCUUAAACACAAUAUUAUGCAUAAUCGCACAUGUGAGAAUCACGACAUCAUAAUAUGAGGUUAAUAAUAUAAAAUAAAUAUCAAAAUAAUUCAGGAUAUAUA
This is a messenger RNA of Condylostylus longicornis, 3288 nucleotides long. RefSeq names its product osmotic avoidance abnormal protein 3 (gene Kif3C). Bases 305 to 3085 code for a protein of 926 amino acids. Lineage: Eukaryota; Metazoa; Arthropoda; Insecta; Diptera; Dolichopodidae. Gene Ontology annotation, molecular function: microtubule motor activity; ATP binding; microtubule binding. The transcript is spliced from 9 exons. The record is from RefSeq and is a predicted model, not a curated record. Gene Ontology annotation, biological process: microtubule-based movement.